UUCAGUCAUUCAUUAGCUCAGAAAACAUGUUUCUUUAUAAACCUGAAUAUAGAAUUAAUAAACACAGAGUUAUUUGGAACAUAGCAGCGUAGCAAACAGCUGGAUUGUCAGAUUGCUCAUGUGGGAAUGCCUCCUGUAACAGCUGUAUUACACUGGAAUGUAGGACUGCUGUUUGUCUUCCUCCUGGAGUUUACAUCUGCAGACCAGAAAAAUAUCACAGCUAAGUCUGGACAGGAUGUCACUCUGCCAUGUCAAGCGCCAGACAACAACAUCAUCAUGAUCAUAGAGUGGAGCAAAACUGACCUCAAGGAAGAAUAUGUUUUUGUGUAUCGGAAUAAGAUGCCCGAUCUGGAAAACCAGCAUCCAUCUUUUAAAAACCGAGUGGAUCUGCAGGACAUACAGAUGAAGGAUGGAGACGUGUCUUUGAUUCUGAACAAUGUGACGAUUAAUGACACUGGAACAUACCAAUGCCAUGUCUUUACAACAAAAACUCAAAGGAAGAGAGAAAAUCACAGUGUUGUCCCCAUCAGCAUCAUCUACCUUCAUGUUGAUCCUCCAGGUCAGACAGGAGGACACACAGAGGAUGGAUCUGUUGGACUGAUAGUUGAUCACUUUCUGCUUUGGUUCUGGUUGCUGCUGCUGGUUUUGUGAUCUACAGAAAACUUAAUGCUCAUCAGAGACAGGAUUCCUACCAGCCUGCGGCCUGCAGCAAGUUUGAAAUUCUGCCAUUCCAAGCUUGAUGUUUUCGCUCAGCAAGGCUCAAGACAUUACCUGACAAUGUACAGAAAUAAAUGUUACUUCAUAUCACUACCAUAAAAACAUUUCUAGAAUUUGAGAAACUGACCAAUAAGUGGCUGAAACAAGCACAAAACUAGAGUAUAAUUGCAGCAUCAUCCACUGUGAUGGGCUCUAAAGAUGUUGGAGCUGCUGAUAAACACGUUCCCAGCGGUGAACCAGACUGAGAAAAAAA
Molecule: messenger RNA, 970 nt
Organism: Oreochromis niloticus (Nile tilapia)
Lineage: Eukaryota; Metazoa; Chordata; Actinopteri; Cichliformes; Cichlidae
Product: V-set domain-containing T-cell activation inhibitor 1
Exons: 3
Coding region: 127-651 (174 amino acids)
Biological process (GO): T cell receptor signaling pathway; regulation of cytokine production
Cellular component (GO): external side of plasma membrane
Molecular function (GO): signaling receptor binding
Source: RefSeq, a predicted model, not a curated record